AUGGCGAUAGGGAAGGCCUUCUUCGGGUUGCAGUUCGGCAGAGAGUGUCGCUGCGGAGAUAACCCUCCCUCCAACGAUCCUGCCGGAAACUGCAUCUCACCCUGCACUGGCGAUCGCUCGCGAGUGUGCGGCGGCGCCUGGGCUAACACCGUUUACCGCAUUCGAGGAAUAAGUUCUGGUGACACGUCGUACAGCCCACUGGACACUUUCACAACCACGGCGACACUACCGCCGGCGCCGGUGCCGGCGCACAGGGAUUCUACCCCGCGAAGCACCCCAACGCAUCUACCUGCGGAAUGCCGGCAGCAAGGGCGAAGCAAAUCUUCAGCAGAGUCGCCCACCCCAACUCGAUGCGCCGAGCUACUGGGAGAAGAACACGCCGAGAAUGCGUUUGUACCCGAAGAUACUUAUCCUGAAGACGGGGAGCGAGAAAACCAUACCGCAGGGAGAAGGAGGUGGCUUUCCCAUGGCACGGGCGAGCAGAGGAGUGCGCACUCGAACGACGAUGCUGCAUACGAUGACGACGGUGGCAGUGACGACGAGGGCGAUGAUGACGUGGAGGAGGAAGGUCGAGACCAAGACGAUGAGGACAACAAAGCAAUCGGUGUUGCUGACGAUAUUCCAACGCUGCUGCCAUACAAGGUUAUCCAUCCUGUUAUGGGGGAGUUUCUCUCCACUGGUGCCAUAGCCUCCGUGACCUGGGCAGCGACGGAGGGGUUGGACGAAGGGGGGGGGGGCAGAGCGCAGGGCGUAAAGUUAUGGCUGAUCGAUGCUACAGGGGGAAUCGGAGCUGAAGCGCUCAUUGCCGAGGGGGUCGAUGCCGACUGCAUGGUUUCGCAUGGCGAAACGUGCCGGUACACCUUCGCGGUACCCCGUUUCCUAUCACCCGAAGGAGGACCUAUGGAGGCGACCGCGGAGAAGGCGUUUACGCUAGAGCUUCGCGGUUUGGACGAGUCGCACAUCCUCGGACGCAGCCAAGUCUUCUUCAUCGUGGAGAAGACGGCGUUUACGUUCUUGGCGCCUAGAGGUGGAACUGGUCCUGUGCGAGGAAGUGUAACCGAAGUAUUGUGGGAGUCGGCAGGCGGUACGAAAGACGUCUGGAUCGAGCUCUGUGAUGCAGACACGGGACGCGUAGCUGCUGUCGUUGGCGCGACGGCCAACACGGGGUCGGUGCAGUGGGUAGUGCCCCGAUACGUGCAGGAAGGGGUCUACUUCUUGGUCAUUCGCCCCCUCCACGGUCAGCGCUUAAUGGAGAGCACGGAGGCAUCGGAGCUGUUCCUGGUGGGCGACCCAUCGCCUGCGACAACGCCACCCCUGGCUCUGCUGUCUCCCGUUCUUGGCGAAUACGUUCCCGUUGGUGCGAGGUUUCUUGUCACAUGGACUAGCCCCGACAUCGCAAGAGUUAGGAUUACUCUUCAAAACGAGUGGGAGUGGGAGGCCGAGACUCUGCUGUUCGAGGGGGUCAACGGAAACGAAUUUUUUUGGCAGGUUCCUGAGAUAUCCACCGGUGCCGGCUACUACCUACAACUGGAGGAUGCCGACGAGCACCAUGACGGCUGGCAAGACCACCGUAUCAUUGGCGGCGUAGGGGAGACAGAAUUCGACCUAAUCGGAAGAGGCGUUCGCACUCGUGCUUUCACCAUCGGCCACGCGCAGCCGGAGGUUUCUCUUGGGAAUAUAUUCCGAGGCCAGACUGGGCACGUGUGGACGAAGGAUGUCGCUCUUAGGAUAGAGGUCAGCAACACCGGCCAGGAUGAGACCGGCCCUCUUCCAGUUUUGUUGGAGCUCAUGCAAGGAGGUAGGCCUGUUUGGACGGUCCCUGGAUCUUCAACCCCGGUUUCAGGUUCUUCUUCUGUAGUCACGACGACGAUGCCUCGUUUCGAGCCUGAAGACGGGCUGUACUACCUCAGAGCAUCGUCUAUGCUGCAUCACCAGGCGGCCGACGUGUCUCCCGAGUUCGGGGUGAUUAGCUACCUGCCGACGGAAUGGGCCGGUGCUUCGUCCACUCUAAAGCUCGACAAUCGGUUGCAUGCAGACGUCUUUGAACCGGGGCAGUCGUACUACAUUUCCUGGUCUACCAACUUUGUCGGAAGAGUGACGGUUGAGUUGAAGAGAGCAAACAGCGACCAUGAGGGGGAGGAGGGUGAACGCCCCACGCUCCUCGAACGCGGGGAAACGAUCCCGAACACCGGAGGGUUCUGGUUCACCAUUCCCUUCCGUUCGGAAUUGGGGGUUGAUUGGUGCCCCGGCCGGCGGCCAAAGGGAGGAAACCAAAAGGGAAACAGCAGCAAAAGUGGCGUUGGCGCCACCGCCGAUACCAGCUCUUCGAGCGACGACGACGACGAGGAGGACAGCUGCUGCUUCACACUUUCAGUUUCGGACGCGCGCGACGCGGCGGUUAGAGACGAAAGCGACGUGUUCUGCAUCAACAAUGCCGGAGAUUCGUCGGGGGAGGAAAGGGACACAACGCUGGAGAUCGUCAAGUUCCCGACCCAACAGUGGGAGCUGGACAAGGAUCUAGAGAUUCGGUGGGCGUCCAAGCACCUACACUCUCCCAUCGUCAUCAACCUGCUGGGGCCAGAGAUAGAGCCAGCGACAGACGACGAAGCCGAAGACGACGGCGACGACGAACCGGAUUCGCAAGAAAGCAGCGAUAGCGCAGCUGACAGCGACGAGGGCAGCAAAGACAGUAGCGAUGAUGGAAACGGUGAAGGCGAUAGCGCUGCUCACACCACAGUGCGUCGACGAGUGCGGCAGCUGGGGUCAGGGCUUCCGGCCACCGGCUCCCUGGUGGUACCUAUGUCACAGAUGGCGAGCGUGGCUCCUGGAGACGACUACGUGAUUGAGGUGCGGGACGAUUCCGGCAACGCGAGAAGUGUUUCCCCGUCCUUUGAGAUGAUCGCACCUCCUGGCAUCUCCAUCUCCAACACCAUCGUCAACGCUACCGCCAACAAAGGGGACUCCUGCCGGAUUGAAUGGACCUUUACCGGCAAGCCCUUUCCGGUCCGGGUGCAACUGUUCAGCGGAUCCCCGAUUCCCGUAACCACGAGUGGGACGACAUGCGUCCCCUUCAAGACCACCGAUAGUUACAGCGUGAGAGAGGUGCAACAAACCGGCUGCGUGCAAGACCCAACUUCGCCGUACUACCAGCAGUGCGCCACCCAGGUCGAUCGAGACUCGCGACCCAGGCAGACGGGAUACUGCGCCAAACCUGCGCAAUACAUGAAGGCGAGCAAGCAUGCCAUAUCCUCGCACUUUCACGUUUGA
This is a messenger RNA of Ectocarpus siliculosus, 3267 nucleotides long. NCBI's taxonomy places the organism in Eukaryota, Phaeophyceae, Ectocarpales, Ectocarpaceae. The record is from the annotation of a GenBank genome assembly.